This is a messenger RNA of Micropterus dolomieu (smallmouth bass), 1524 nucleotides long. RefSeq names its product Rh50-like protein (gene rh50). NCBI's taxonomy places the organism in Eukaryota, Metazoa, Chordata, Actinopteri, Centrarchiformes, Centrarchidae. The transcript has a single exon. Gene Ontology annotation, biological process: ammonium transmembrane transport; ammonium homeostasis. The coding region runs from base 1 to 1425 and encodes 474 amino acids. Gene Ontology annotation, molecular function: ammonium channel activity. The record is from RefSeq and is a predicted model, not a curated record. Gene Ontology annotation, cellular component: plasma membrane.
AUGAAGACGCAGUCGACAAGCCUUCGAGUUAAGUUACCUGUGUUUGUGUUUGUCACAGAGGUGAUAAUUGUUUUCUUGUAUGCUGCUUUUGUCACCUACGAUGAGCAUGCAGAUGCCAAAUUUCAGACUAACACAACUAACCCCAUGGACAAUGCAGUGUACCGAGAUUACCCUUUUUUUACUGACAUACAGGUCAUUAUAUUCCUCGGCUUUGGGUGCCUGCUUGCAUUUUUUCGACUGUAUGGUUUUGGGGGGAUGGUUUUUAACUUCCUCACGGCUACUUUUGCCAUCCAGUGGGCCAUUUUGGUGCAGGGGUACUUCCAGUUCAGCCAUGACGGUAAGAUCCACCUCGGAGUGAUCAACCUAAUAAAUGCAGAGUUCGCCUGUGCUGUGGUGCUGAUAUCUUUCGGGGCAGUGCUGGGGAAGACAAGUCCUUUGCAGCUGCUGGUCAUGGCUCUGCUGGAAGUGCCAGUGUUCGCAGUCACUGAGUGGGCCGUGCUGAAGUAUCUGAAGAUUAACGAUGCAGGAGGCUCUAUUCUCAUUCACCUCUUUGCCUGUUAUUUUGGUUUGGGUGUCACAUUUGUAUUAUACAGGCCUGGCCUAAAAGAAGGCCAUGCAAAGGAGAACACCAGCUACCAGUCCGACAUCCUGUCUGUCAUGGGGACCUUGUUCCUCUGGGUGUUUUGGCCCUCCUUCAACUCAGCAUUAACCCUGAAAGGAGACGACCAGCACAGAGCCAUCCUCCACACCUUCAUCGGCCUCAGCGCCUCCACGCUCACAGCCUUCGCUCUCUCCGCCAUGCUGAACAAAAACGGCAAGCUCACCAUGGCUGAUGUUCAGAACGUGACCCUUGCUGGAGGCGUGACAGUCGGGGCAUCUGUGGACAUGAUGAUAUCUCCUGCAGCUGCAUAUGCCCUCGGUAUGAUUGGCUGCACUGCAUGCAUGCUAGGCUACAAGUACUUGAGCCCCUUCCUGGCGCGGCGCUUCAGGAUCCAGGAUCAGUGUGGAAUACAUAAUUUGCAUGGUCUAACAGGACUUAUAUCCUGUACUGCAGGGAUAUGUGCUAUACUGAUGGCAACCGAGGAGGUUUACGGCCCCAGUUUGUAUGAGAUCUUUACCCACAGAGCACCAGUGGAAGGAGACCCUAAGCUGCAAGAGCUGCAGAUGUUGAUCCCCAGUUUACAGCCAGGGUUGGGGAGGACUGCCCGGGAACAGGCUCUCUUCCAGGUCGCAGCUGUGUUCGUUACCAUAGCAGUGUCAGCGCUGGGAGGCAUCCUCACAGGCUUCGUCUUGAAGCUGCCGUACCUCGUAUCACCAUCCGACGAUUUCUGUUUUGACGAUGAGCUGUUUUUUGAUGUUCCUCGGGACUAUGAUUCACCACUUAAAUUCAGUAACAUAAGUUCAACAGAGGAUUCUUCUGCCUGACCUGCAACAGCCAAGUGUGGUCAGUGCAGUUGACUGAAGGAGAAAAUGUAAAUAAGCCUGUAUUUGUCUUUAUACGUCAUGGAAUUUACCAUCACUCAA